Lathyrus oleraceus (garden pea) is the source of this 1642-nucleotide messenger RNA. RefSeq lists its product as uncharacterized. NCBI's taxonomy places the organism in Eukaryota, Viridiplantae, Streptophyta, Magnoliopsida, Fabales, Fabaceae. Gene Ontology annotation, molecular function: protein binding. The coding region runs from base 230 to 1057 and encodes 275 amino acids. The record is from RefSeq and is a predicted model, not a curated record. The transcript is spliced from 3 exons.
UAAAAAAUUGAAAAACAUGAAGAGGCAAACGCGCAAUAAUUGGUUGAAGGAAUCACUUCAAACACCUUCUUCAUCUCAUUCCGUUCCUCUCUCUACACGCGAGCUGUCACUAAUCUAAGCUAUAAAAUCAAAAUCAUCUCAAUCAAUCUCGUUUUUUUUUUCCUUUAAACAUAACAGUCCAAACAAAUUCAAAUUCUUCUUCCAAGUUUAUGCUCGAAUUUGAAAAUCCAUGGCGUCGAACAAGAUCGAACGGGGUCACCAGAUGUACCGUGACGGACUCUACAAAGAGGCGUUAGGGUUCUACACCGAAGCCAUCGCUAUGGCGAAGACGAAUCCACAGAAGAUCGCCUUGCAUAGUAAUCGUGCUGCUUGUUUUCUUAAACUUCAUGAUUUCAAGAAGGCAGCAGAAGAAUGUACCUCGGUGCUUGAGCUUGAUAGCAAUCACAGUGGAGCAUUGAUGUUGCGGGCUCAAACAUUGGUGACCCUGAAGGAGUACCAUUCUGCACUUUUUGAUGUCAACAGACUCUUGGAGUUGAAUCCAUCCUCCGAGGUCUAUCAAAACCUUUAUGCACGCUUGAAGACACAGUUGUCACUUGCUCCAAUACCUGAGUCAGAAGAGGAGUUUGAAGAACAGGAAGAUGAGAAGGCUGAGGUGAUGCUAAAAGGUGAGCAAAAGAAGGAAGAAAUAGGACAGAAAUAUGCGGCAACUUCUAAUGUUAGGAUAGAUCAAAAGGUUGAGCUUGGCAAAGGUGUAAUUAGUAUUGAAUGUACCCCUAAAGAAACAGACCCCAAGUUUUCAUCCAAACAGGAAAGAGACCAAAAGUAUGAGCCUAAACAGUCAACAGAAGAGCUUAAAAUUCCGAGAGCACUAAACAACGAAUCAGCAGAGCAAGGAUGGCAAACAAUUCCAAAACCAAAAGGACAUUCAGCUCUGGACUAUGCACGGUGGGACAGUGUUGACAAUGAUUCUAGCGAAGAUGAUGAAGAUGACGAUGAUGAAUCUUUUCCCCAGUACCGUUUUCGUGUUAAAACAAUUGGUGUACGUCCUGUGAAAUGAGAGGAUUCAAAUACGGGGUACCAAGAAAUGGCUGUUAUGAUCUUUAGUGACCUCUGAUGGAAAAGAAUGGACUGGUUGAAAUAGCUCAAUCAUGUUAUCUGCUCGAAGAUCUACCAAUCUUAGGGAAGUACUUUUACCCGAAGCUUUGGCUGUUAAUGUGGAGUUCCUCUGAAGCUGUCAACGUUCUACUGUUCAGUUAGUUUGCUUCUUUGUAAAUAGUAAGUUGAAGUGUUCAUGUUUCCAUAUUGGAACAAAAGUACAGGGGAGAGUUUCUCACUAUGCCUUCUGAGGCCCAUAUAGCUGUAUCAAUAGAUUGAGCUCCUAUUUGUUUCUUUAAAAUAAAUGGAGAUCUGUAGUACUAUAGUUUUAGAGUACAGAUAGAUGUCACUAUUUUUAUCAUUAUUCUUAAAUGUUUUCAUGUAUAUUUCAAAACUUUAGGAAUGAAUACCAGUGCAUCUGGGGCAAGGUGAUUAUUUUUUGUGGUGAUUCUCUUUACAAUUAGUAUGGGUUUUUCUUGAUACUUAUAUUUUGUAAUAAAUAAAUAAAUAACGAGAAGGCAGCUGCGAGCACCCUUUGAUUUAUCCA